AUGUUUCGAAACAAAAGCCAUUUUGACCAGGGAUAUUUCUUUGUUGACCCUAUGUCAGAUGAACUAAAUAUGAAUAUGAGUCAAAAUAUGUCAUCAGACGAAAUUGAUCCUUGGCAGAUAAAUAUUUACAAUGAAUAUCCAGUGAUGACUAAACUCGUUCGCAACAUGCACACUUAUUUCUUGCCGUUUCUGAUUACAAUUGGACUUACUGGCAACACACUGAGUGCUCUGGUGUUCACCAAGACAUAUCUCAAAACAAUAUCAUCAAGUGUGUAUUUAACAGCCCUGGCAGUAUCCAAUAAUGGCUACUUGAUUUCGGUGUUGACAUUGUGGAUGGACACAGAACUGAAAUGGCCUUUGUACCACCAGAAAGAUUGGUGUCCCACAAUGGUUUUUCUGAAUCAUUUAUGUGACUUCCUGUCAGCAUGGUUCGUCGUUAGUUUUAUGGUGGAGCGAUACAUCGCCAUAUUUUAUCCACUUAAACGACCAGAGAUGUGUACAUCAUUUCGAGCUAAGAUUAUAUGUGCUGUUAUCACAUUUAUAGGCCUGUCCCUCUAUGUGUGUACAACAUGGACCAAUGAUGUCUUACACACGCCAUAUGGUUCUGUUUGCCUGCCCAUUAAUCCAAAGUAUGAAAAUAUCCACUUUGCCAUAAACUACAUUGAUUUUGUACUGAUAUUAAUUAUGCCUGUUCUAACUAUAAUCAUAAUGAACAUCAAAAUUGCCCACAAAAUCUCAUAUUUCUAUGGGAGACAAAACAUUGAAGAGUUCCGUAAGAGACAUGUGGGAAAAAUUACUGCUAAAACGACAAACUUAGGCAGCAGGGCACAAAUUAAAGUCACUAAAGUUUUAUUGAUCCUCUCUACUGUUGUUCUUUUGAUAAAUCUCCCUAUUCGUGCAAUGAAAUUAAGGAGCACCAUCCUGUCCAUUCAGGACCAGGAUUGGAGGGAAAGCACUCUUGAAUAUCUUUGGCAAACCUUUUUUAAUAUUCUCUAUUACUCCAGCUUUUCCAUUAACUUCAUAAUAUAUUCAAUUUGCUCAAAAAACUUUAGACGGGCCUUGGUUAGAUAUGCUUGGCAAAGAAAAUAUAGGACAAUGAGUUUUUUCCGACGAAGGCGAACUUUUUUAUUUAGGCGUACCCCUAGAUCUGUGCCUACAGAACAAAGAAACAUGCUAGACACUCCUUCACCAAACCCAUCGUAGUAUUGGUCGUUCAUAAGACCCCUUCAGAUACGCUUAUCAGGAUUGCACUGAUAUACUGUAUGGAUUGAGUGAUUUGAAGCCUUCUGUAAUAACAUGAAGUGCUUGCUGAUUCUGAACAUAGUGAUGAUGAUCAAUGUAACUAACAGAAAGAAAUCAUUCCUCAUAUUUUGAUUAACAGCUUGCAGUUGUAGUUAUCUAAACAAGGCCUGACUUUGUAAUCUUUAGACUUGGAAAUCAUGGGCAAAUAGGUAAUUCACCUUUGGGACAGCACUGCUUCUUGUGGCCGGCUGUAUGUUACAUUUAACAUUGUUUGUUAUUACAUGUAUGUUGCUACCACAAAUGGUGACAUAUUGU
This is a messenger RNA of Owenia fusiformis, 1557 nucleotides long. The record is from the annotation of a GenBank genome assembly. Lineage: Eukaryota; Metazoa; Annelida; Polychaeta; Sabellida; Oweniidae.